AUGCAAGCAGUAAAGGAGAAGAUUAGCAACAUGAGCAGCAGCCCCAAGAAGCAUGUCAACAUCGGCAAAUUGGAGAAAGCAACGGCAACGACAGAAGAUGAGAAGGAGUUGGCUCAUGAACGUAGAAAGGCCAAGGAAGCUCGAGCAAUGAUGGAACAGCAUCAGGAUAAGGUCAAGCACUUGGAAGAGAUGUUGACGCCUAAACAACCCCAAUAUCUCCCUGGCUAUGGCUAUGAUCUUGACCAUGACCCGGCACUUCAACCCGAACAAACCACGGCUCCUCCCUAUCAUCUUACGGCUCAUCCUCCACCUCACAAGCAUUCAUAA
This is a messenger RNA of Hibiscus syriacus, 327 nucleotides long. Its product is annotated as late embryogenesis abundant protein 6-like. NCBI's taxonomy places the organism in Eukaryota, Viridiplantae, Streptophyta, Magnoliopsida, Malvales, Malvaceae. Bases 1 to 327 code for a protein of 108 amino acids. The record is from RefSeq and is a predicted model, not a curated record. Gene Ontology annotation, biological process: embryo development ending in seed dormancy. The transcript has 2 exons.